AUUAAUGAGGGUAGUAAUUUUGGAAUUCAAUUGGUAAGGAUGGGUGAGGAUCAUCUUGUUAAAGAAAUGGAUCAUGAGUUGAGUUAUAGAGGAAAGCACUCUCUGUUUCGGAGAACAAACCAGAGGUUGACCGAAGAAAGGGAGAGCAGGUCGGCGACGAUUGCGACGAUUGACCUUGAAUUUCAAUGGAAGGGUCGAAUCGAUCAGGAAGAGGAGGAAGGUGGAUCCGAACUAGAAUGGUGGCUCGGGGACGCAAGAAGAAGCCCGGAAGCUCGACGGCGGCUGUAGCGGAAGGCGGCGUGAACGUCGUCAUCAAUCGGACGGGAGUUGACGCGAUGGCAAGGCCGCGAGCUAACCCGCCCAAACAGAAUGGGGUUUGGGCAACUCGGAGGUGGCCUCCCAAUUGUGGGCCGAGGAGGGGUGUGGAAGACGGCGGCGGCGGCGGGAAGCUCCAGGCGGCGGCAGAUGGCGAACCAUUGCUCGAGGAAGAAGAAGAGGAGCCGGAGGAGUGUGAUUGUUGUGGGUUCAGGGAUGGCGAGAAGGACGAUGCCAACGGUGGCCAGAGCCGCACCGUCGACGGCGGCGAAGGUGUGCAGGUGAGAGUUCUCCUGUUUUAUUGGAAUUCCAUGACAUUGAGUUGGAAAUUUGAUGAAUAGUCAAGGGCAUUUAUGUCUUUUUGGAAUUGGGGAAAUUUGGUAAAUUUAAUAAGUUUGGGUGCCGUAAAGUAAUUGACCAGGCUUGGGGGUGAGUUCGGAAUUGGUAAAUAUUUGGGUACCGGAUUGAAAUAAGCCGUUUGGACUGGAAUGUUUAAAUCAGAAAGUGGAAAUUGGCCUGGAGGACUGAAUUGUACAAUUCUGGAAGUUGGGGUCAAAUUGGUAAAGGUCAGGAAUUCGGGGUACCAAUUUUUAAUUCGCCAUUUUGGGGCAAAAAGGUAAUUUUCCAGAAUUUUGUGGGGAAUCCUAGGAAAGAUUAAAUGGAGGAAUUUGGGAUUGGAAUCAACCAAAUUUGAGGUCGUUUGAUUAGUUACGUUCGUAGAAAGGAGUAUUAAGUUUUGCCUAAAUACUUAAUAGGAGAAUUUGCAAAAGGAGAUGAUUGAGCAUGGAAUCUCGGACGAUGACAUGGAUCAACCGGCAAUAAAGAGGUGUCGUAUUG
Messenger RNA from Linum trigynum, 1152 nucleotides. The record is from the annotation of a GenBank genome assembly. NCBI's taxonomy places the organism in Eukaryota, Viridiplantae, Streptophyta, Magnoliopsida, Malpighiales, Linaceae.